ACUUGUCAAAAUUAAUAUAGGAGAGAGAAAGAGAAAGUAGGCAUGGGCUUAACAAAAGGUGGCGCUCUCUCUCUAAAAUCUUUGAACCAUAUAUCUCAUCUCUGUAAUUGCUUGGAGAGAACUGUUGAUUUCUAUCAAAAUGUAUUGGGUUUCAUCCCUAUCAAGAGGCCAGAGUCCUUCAACUUCAAUGGCGCCUGGCUGUUUAACUAUGGAUUCGGCAUUCACCUGCUGCAACGCGAGGAACACAACUGCCUACCUGAGGAACGAGAGAUCAACCCGAAUGGCAACCACAUUUCUUUUCAGUGUGAGAACCUAGCUGUGGUGGAGCAAAAGCUGAAGGAGAUGGAAAUCAGCUAUAUGCGUCGGAGGGUCAAGGAAUGGGGGAUAUACGUCGACCAGCUCUUCUUCCACGAUCCUGAUGGCUUCCUGAUCAAAAUAUGCAACUUCGAGAAUCUGCCAAUGAUCCCUCUUCCUGUUGGUGAGCAGGCGACGGUUACUUCAUUCAUGCAAGCAGGUCAGCUACCACCUCAAGCUUUAAUGGCAGAAGCAGCAAUCGCAGAAGAGCAUAGCAAUGCCAUUAUUCUAUAUGGUUGUUGAGGAAGUCAGUUAUACAUUGAAUUGUUUUGCUCUGUUUUGUGUAUUUAGCACAUUCCAUUGUAACCAUUCCACAGUGAAAUUAUUCUGUGGGGACGCCGAACGUCGUCCAGAGACCAACCAGAAUGCUCCCCGUCACCCACUGCUCGUUACCGACUCGGUACAGCUGACAUGGAACAUUCUAGUUGACCUCUAAACUGUAAACUGCGUUCUAUGUCUGCACAGAAUAAUCUCUCUUAUUAAUGAAAGAUAAUUUCUCAAA
Molecule: messenger RNA, 856 nt
Organism: Dendrobium catenatum
Lineage: Eukaryota; Viridiplantae; Streptophyta; Magnoliopsida; Asparagales; Orchidaceae
Product: metallothiol transferase FosB
Exons: 3
Coding region: 43-597 (184 amino acids)
Source: RefSeq, a predicted model, not a curated record